This is a messenger RNA of Peronospora matthiolae, 300 nucleotides long. The record is from the annotation of a GenBank genome assembly. Lineage: Eukaryota; Oomycota; Peronosporomycetes; Peronosporales; Peronosporaceae.
AUGAGCUCUCUUCGCAAACUCAUUCCCUUUGGAAACCGCGUGCUGGUCCAGCGGUUCGAAGCUGCUGCCAAGACCGCGAGCGGCAUUUACCUCCCGGACGCCGAUUCGAAGCAGCCGAACGAGGGCAAAGUCGUGGCUGUUGGACCCGGUGCCCGUGCCCCUGAUGGCGCGUUGAUCCCAGCCCAGAGUGCCGUCGGGGACAAGGUGCUGCUGCCCGAGUACGGUGGCAGUUUGGUCAAGUUGGGCGACCAGGAGCUCUUUUUGUUCCGUGACGAGGACAUCCUCGGAAAGCUCGAGUAG